AGAAAAAAAAAAACCUAACGACAGACAGCGUGCAUUUUUAGCCUGCGCUAGUUUCCUACUUUUUUUCAAUCCUACGCCACAGUGCGUGCGUGCGUGCCUUGCGUACAUUGCGUUCUUUCGGCGCAUCGAGGCUGCAGGUUGCACGCAGUGUCCGUUCGGCGGUACAUUGGUGCAGUUCAAAUUUGCUCGCGUGUCAAGCCGGCCGUAAACUCCUCGGGAUUAUCUAACCUUCCAAUUUUUUUUUGUGUCGUCUGUGUGUGCACAAACGGAGGCUUUGUUGUUCCCCCCCAGAGUGUUGAAGGGAGCGAGAAAAAAAAACAAUUUAAAUAAACAGGAUUUGGUGGGUUUUGGUUUGGGUGAUUCCGCGCGCAGGUGAAACGUUUGAAAGUGUGUUCUUUUGCCACCCCCCCCCCCCCCCACCCCAUUGCUCCUCCAACCCGCGCAAAAGGACGGUAUCAAUCAGCACCACUUCAAACGAUAGCAAGCACGUGCAAACACAGGGCGCUCCAGCGAUCAACACACGCUUCUCUGUCAAGAGUGCCAAUCAACUUUCGCGCGGUGCGCUUAUCUUCCCGAAAAAAAAGAACCAACCGGCUGCAUAAUGCCCUGCAAAACGUGCGGCCAAGACUGCAAAUGUUUGCGCAUGAUGAGCAAGCGUAGCUGCGGCACCCGGUCGUGCGAUUCGGGCUGCACCUGCAGCUGCAACACCGCCACGCCGUGCCGGAGCACCGGCGCCCAGCCGGGACCGGACGGGCAGCCGGAGGGAGCGGCCGGGCGGCAGCGGUCGGAAGGUGGCCCGACUGGGUGCUGCUGUGCGACAGCCGACGGUGGCGAGGACGGUGCGAGCGCCGGCUGCGGAGAUGCCUGCACGUGCUAGGAAGGGGACGAAGCGUACCGCCGACCAGUGCCGCCGCACUCGCUAGAGAGCAAGUGGACGAAUAAAAUCGCACGAAAAUUGGGCCAA
Messenger RNA from Anopheles gambiae (African malaria mosquito), 964 nucleotides. RefSeq names its product keratin-associated protein 5-1. NCBI's taxonomy places the organism in Eukaryota, Metazoa, Arthropoda, Insecta, Diptera, Culicidae. The transcript is spliced from 2 exons. The record is from RefSeq and is a predicted model, not a curated record. Bases 602 to 877 code for a protein of 91 amino acids.